Molecule: messenger RNA, 1524 nt
Organism: Larimichthys crocea (large yellow croaker)
Lineage: Eukaryota; Metazoa; Chordata; Actinopteri; Sciaenidae
Gene: shbg
Product: sex hormone-binding globulin
Exons: 8
Coding region: 111-1283 (390 amino acids)
Molecular function (GO): steroid binding
Source: RefSeq, a predicted model, not a curated record
CUCCUCAUCGUCCCACCACAGACACCUCAGGGUAUUUAGAAGUCUCCAGACCACCCAAGGACUCGGGAGACUACGCACUGGGAGGCCUAGGUGGGUGAAAGCGCUGAAGGAUGGCUGUGUUUUGGAAAGCGAUGGCAGGUGGACUGCUGUUCGCUCUGAGUCUCACGCUGCUGGGGUGGGGAGUCGAGGGGCAGUCUAAGAACAAAGUAUCAGGCAGUUCUGCCUUCUACCUCGGCCAGGAAAGAGACAUCUGGAGGCCACUGAUCCAGACAGCAGUCAACGUCAGUAACAUCAGGAGUAUCAAGUCAACCUUUCAGUUUCAUACGUUUGACCCAGAAGGUGUCAUUUUUUACGGAGACACCAAAGAUGGGAAGGACUGGUUUGUUCUGUCCCUGAAAGACGGCCUACCUCUGAUGCAGAUCAGCAAAGGAGACAUCCUCCUCAGCGUGACAGGCGGCAACAAACUCAACGAUGGAAAAUGGCACACACUGGAGGUGAGCAACCAUGGGAAGUUUGUGAUUCUAGAGGUGGACGGCCUCAAAGGGCUGGUGGUGGGAAUGCAGUCCCAACAGCCAGAGGAAGCCCUUUCAGGGGAACUUCGACUGGCCCUUGGCGGGAUCCUGAUCGAAAAGGAAAAGUUGAUCGUUGAGUUCGAGCCGCGGAUGGAUGGCUGUGUGCGGGAAGGGAACUGGCUAAACCUCAGUGUCCCCUGGGAGGCAGAGGUGGAUAACUUAUGGCCAUGCAGUGGCAACGUGCAGCCUGGCAGCUACUUCUCUGGCACUGGAUUUUCCUAUUUCAGCGCCUCAGAUUUCCCUGUUGCUGAUGAUGCUGUCAGGGUUGAAUUUUGGGGAAAUUUCAGUAAGAUGGAUGGAACCAUUAUGAGCCUCAUGGCUCCUGGGAAUAAGCUUAUGUUCAGUUUAGUGGCCAAUAGUAAAGAACAGGAGCUCACUGUCGAAUUUGCGAAUGGAGGUGCCGUUGGUGCCAGUUUGUCAAUCGAUUUCAAGAGAGUGGCGGUAAUCUUUCAUGCAGAUUCUCUAGAAAUUCAUCGAUAUACUGCUGAAUCAAGAGGUGGUACAUCGACUGUCAGUCUAGCGUCCCACCUUAUGACCUUAUGGAGAGAGGGUCGUUUGGCCAUUGGAGGUCUCCUAGGUGAGGCUGAGGACAACGUCGGCUCUAAGUUUUUGAGAGGCUGUCUGGAGAGGAUCCAGAUCCAGGGGAAGGAUUUGGACCUGGAUACAUCUGUCAGACACAAGUCAAUCAUCCCUCACAGCUGCCCUUUAUAAAGCGUGAAAGAGCAUGCACGUUCUGGACUAGAUGUUUGUAGUGGAUGCCUUUGGGUCUAGAUGACAUAAAAAAAAAUAGAAUAGUCUACAAAAUUCUACACAGCAUAACAAUACCCUAAUAACCAUUUUCUUUCAAAUGUGGUAUUUGUACCUAUUAACCUCUAAAAUGUGGAGAAGUUGCAAUAAAAUAUGGCCAUGUUUUGCAAUAAAUAUCUCUCCCUUUAGCCCUGUUUGAUCAGAA